Messenger RNA from Aspergillus nidulans FGSC A4, 423 nucleotides. RefSeq lists its product as uncharacterized. The record is from RefSeq and is a predicted model, not a curated record. NCBI's taxonomy places the organism in Eukaryota, Fungi, Ascomycota, Eurotiomycetes, Eurotiales, Aspergillaceae. Bases 1 to 423 code for a protein of 140 amino acids. The transcript is spliced from 2 exons.
AUGUCGGCCGGCUUCUGCCUCUGUGAUCCCUUUUCUCCCUCGCCGUGCGAACGUUGUAUCUUUCCCGCAUCUGAUGAUUAUAAUGAAAGCGUCAACUUCUUACAAGACCCCUUAUUUCAAUAUGCGCAAGCUGUUGAGUACUCGAGUACCGAGCGCACUACGACACACAUUGAUCCCAUGGUAUGGGCCCAGGCGGUUACCUAUGGGUCCGUAGCUGAUCCCACCUAUUAUCAGACGGCAUAUACAUCAGCUUGUGGCGGUACAACAUCAAAUCUGAGCAAUGCAGAUUCAACUUAUGUGCAUAGGCAUAUGGCUGAGCAUGACAAUUCUAUGGCAGAGUCUGAGGAAGCCUUUGAAACGCAUGUCAAGGAUCAGCACCUAUCCAGAAGGCACGCCCUUUCCGAUGAGGACCAUUUUGUGUGA